UCAUAUAUAAGAUCCUUAAUUAUACAGACAAUAUAUACCAUAUACGUUACAAAUGUAUGUUUGUAUACAUAUAUGUUCGACGACCCUUCUGACUUUGGCCUGAAUUAUUUCAAAGCUCUGCCAAAUUUAAACACAGUCUGUUCAAAUAAGUUCUCCAUGAGUUUUUUUUCAUAAUAAUUAACCAGGUUGUUUUUCUUGACAUAUUAUCUCAAACUAGAUAGAUCUAGGCACUAUAAACCCUAACUUACUCUUUAUAUUAAUUACGUCCUAAUUUUAAGAAUGUUUACAUGCCUGCCUGUACUUUUCUUCAACAUAAUUACGUUUUAGGGAUAUUCACCAAAAAAAAAAUUACGUUUUAGGGAUUUCAUUCUCGUACAGUGGAAUUUAAAUUGAAUAUUAACGAUUUGUAAGAAAAAUGUUGUAGAUGUCAGAAGAAAAAUGAUACUCCCUCCAUUUCAUUUAAAUUUUCGUUUUAGAGUUUAAAAUUUAUUUCGUAAUAGAUAUCGUUUUAGAUUUUUAAUGCAGGUAUUUGGUAAAAGUUAUAGUUUUAUUUCUACUGUUUUCUUGACUAAUAAAUUUUUUUAUAGAAUAUAUUAAUAAGAGAUAAAACAUAAAAUUUAAUUGUUUUUUUUUAAUUUGUACAUAAAACCUUAAACGACGUGUAAUUCGAAACGGAUAGAGUACUAAUUAGCAUCAUAUCACCCAUUAAUAAAAAAUUAAUUUUCUCAUGGUUGCAAAUGAAAAUUUGGUAGGAAUAAACAAAUUGGUACGUAUUUUUGUCUUUUGAUGUGGGAACACAGUUUCUUGCAUCCAAAACUCACAACAUGUUGUUUUCUUUAAAUCUUUAACCAUCAAAGACAUUUUAGGUCAAUUAAAGCAUCUUUGUUUCUUAGUAUAAAUUCAUUCAUACUUUUAUCAAGGUUGAACAAAAAAUCUAAAAAAAAAAUAGCUAACUAACUCCUCCAGUCCUCCUCCUAAUUUUUUUUGCGCCAAUUUACUGAAUUGUGUGAUCUAAUAUGAACACUGUAAACAACAGAAUUUCAAUAAUAAGGUAUUAUCAAAACGAAAAUGAUGGAACUGUGUAAUUUUCCACAAAAAAAAAGAAGAAGAGGACAAGUUGAUUGGUCUUAAGCAAUCGCCAUCAGAACGUGUACAAAUUGGACUUCAUACCAGAAUUCUAACAAAUGAUCAAAAAUAUCCAAAUUUGCAUACUUGCGUGUUAUGUGAUAUCAACGAAUCAUAACAUCCACAUCUAGCUCUCUUUUAUUAAUUUCAACUACAAGGGAAUCGAAACAAAAGACUGAAAACGGUGUCGUUCAUUAUCUACAGUGAACACUAUACACGAUAGCCUAAGAACGUCUUCUUUUCUUUUCUUGUCUUUUGGUACUGAGCCGUCGUUUUCGGGUCUGAACGUCAGUAAAUGCAGAAGGCUCAUGCUGAGACAGACAACGACAUGUCCUUGUAAGAGACAACACCAAAAGGAGUAAAACCCACCAAAAAGUAAAUUAUUUAACCACAUAAAUUAAAUACACACACACCCAUAAAUUAUAUGUAUAUACAUGCUGAUGCUGACAUUAUGACAUACAUAUAUAACUGCUUCUCCUUUUUGUAUUAUUGACGUAGUAAAGUGUGUCUCCAGAGUUUGCUGCACUGAAACUACUCGUUUCUCUCUGUGUUUUUACUGUUACAAUAUCAAAACCAACUCUCUAUCGAUCUCUUCAUAUUUGGGAAAAAAUAUAUAAUAAUAUUAAUAAUUCACGGGUUCAUAUAAGACAAAAAUGUAUAAUAUAGGGUUUUAGAUGCCAAGACAUUUAUUGGCUUUUAUGGAUAAAUAUUGGAUAUGGAAGUCAAGGAAGUACCCAUAACGUUAGACAAAUUGACUCUGUUUGUUGAAUUUUGUUUUGUAAUAGUAUUCAUUUAGAUUCCUUUCUUUGUUGGUAAGCCAAAUAGCCUCGAGGGAUUGAGAGGAGACAAAGGGGAAGAUAUGAACCUGCAAAGGACGAGAAAAUCCAGUAAGAAAGUUACUGUAGAGUAGUGAAGUGCCUUUAAUGUCUGGGGGAGCAAUAAGCAAAGGAGACAAUUGACAAAUAACUUAUUAUUGCACAUAAUGGUUUUUUUUUCAAGCUUGGACCUAGAAAAAUAAAGCAAUCCCAUGACUCAAAACUGUACUCAAUGCAUUGAACUUUAACAAAUGCUGUGAAACAUUUAUGCAGUAUAAUGGCUGAGACUGGCUUUUAGUAUGAGAGAUGAUAAAAAAAAAAAAAAAAAGAACAUGUGAGUUCAUAUAUAAAUUUCUAUUAGCAUUUUUAAUAAUUUACUUUAGUGUGUCAAGAACUCAGAGAGAAGGAGAUAAAUAAAAAAGCUAGUCAGAAAGACUCAGAGUCAGCUAUCUCGAAAUUAAUCUUCUAUUCACAAGUUUUAUCUCUUAGUUCUAUAUGUAUAUGUAAAAAUAUUUAGCACAGUAAAGGGAAAGUACGUAGGAAAUUUAGGGUUUAUGGAUCAAUAAAAAUAAGAUGAUUGUCUUGAUUGACCUGAAAUAAUAAUUUAGCAACCCAUUGGAUAACAAAACAAAACUAAACAUAGAACUAAAUUCUCACAUAGAUCCAAAUUCGACUGACUAAACAAACCUAAACAUAGUGUACUGAUUACGAAGUAGUUCCCCUACCAAAGUAGGCUAUAUAUGUGCAACACAAAUACUGAUCCAUUAGUAGAGAAAAUGAAGAAAAAAAUAAGUACGAACCUGCAACAUAUUGUCACCUUAACACAAUUUUUUAAUAAUCCUUUACUCUUACGACUCUCCGUCACACGCGUUCUCAUCCUCUUGGAACUCUUCUACGCUUUUUCGAGUGAACAGAACUACAUUUUUGUUCUUCAAAGCGUGCGUUUCAAUCGGCGGCGUUAUCUCUCCGGGAUGGUAGUUGACAUUGUCUCCGGGUGCAAGAGAGCCCUUUUCGUUAACGAGUUAAGACUUAAGAGUAAUGAAUAAAUUCAAAUCAAACCGAAGGAUUAAUAAUCAACCGGUUAAUUCUGAGCUAUUCCGGUUUGGUUAAUUCCUACCGGUUAUAUAAUUCAUCUCCUCUCAAUUAGUCAAAUAGUCAAUAUUUUCUAAUCAAAGUUGAUCGUCCCAUUAAUUUGGAAUAGAGGAGAUUGGACUCUAUUUCAAUUUAAGAAACUGCUAAUUAAAUCAGACUCAUAGAACGAAACUGCUAAUUAAAUACGGAAUAAAAUUUCGAAGACGUUUCGAUACGACAAUUAAUACCAUAGCUCAUCCCUUCCCAUAUAAAAAUAGCCAAAGAUCUUAGUAUUGAUCAUCAUUAAAAACAAACCCGAAAGAAAAAAAAAACAAACUCUGAAACUUCUUUUUCUUUUGUUCACAUCAUGGCUAUCAAAAACGUGUUUUUUCUCGUAGCGGUUACAUGCGUUUUGGUCUCCGUAAAUGCUCAACUACCACAAUUUUCUUUUCCAUUUCCAUUCCAACCGAAUCCCGGUAUGCCAGGAUUACCCGAUAUUACAAAAUGUUGGUCAACAGUAAUGAAUAUUCCAGAAUGCGUUGCAGAAAUUUCUCAAUCGAUUCUUACUGGAAAGUUCGGUAAUCUAGGUCCCGCUUGCUGCAAAUCAUUUUUGGACGCCGAAGCCAAUUGCAUGCCAAAACUUCCAUUCAAUCCGUUUUUCCCUCCUAUGUUAAAAGAACAAUGCUCAAAAGUUGUUGGCGCUAUUCCUCCUACCCCAAAAUGAAAUUCUUAAUAUAUUGAUGUUA
Molecule: messenger RNA, 3757 nt
Organism: Arabidopsis lyrata subsp. lyrata
Lineage: Eukaryota; Viridiplantae; Streptophyta; Magnoliopsida; Brassicales; Brassicaceae
Exons: 1
Coding region: 3379-3735 (118 amino acids)
Biological process (GO): regulation of double fertilization forming a zygote and endosperm; double fertilization forming a zygote and endosperm; regulation of protein localization to cell surface
Cellular component (GO): extracellular region; vesicle
Source: RefSeq, a predicted model, not a curated record